AUGCUUAUAGCAUACAGCUGUCUUCCUGCCACAGUCUUAGCCUCUUGUGUAGAAAGCGUGUGGUCUAGCGGCAGCGUCGGAGGCUCCCAGACUCAGCUGUCGCGAGCUCUAUGGCUCUGGUGUGGAGCUUUAGGAGCCCGCGUAUGGUUGCCACUCUUACCAAGAGAUGCAACACGACAUCCCGAUUCUGGCCGACAUACCUUCAUGGCUAAAAGAAUAAUGUUGCCCUUCCAUCUGAAUAUUUAUCCCUUGACGAUACUGUUCGACGACGCUAUCCUACUGGGUGCCGAAAAUGACACGACGCUUUACGCGUCCGAUUCAAAUUCGGUUUUCUCCUUGCCGUUUUGUGUCGUCAACAGAACUAGUCAAGUGUACCUUCACCAAAUUCUCCGUCAGUUACUCAGACGAAAUCUGGGCUACCACGCGUGGGAGAUAGCACGCUCGUGCGCCCAGUUGGCAUACUUCCCUCAUUCAUUAGAACUACUACUGCACGAGGUGUUGGAAGAAGAGGCGACGAGCAAGGAACCUAUACCUGACGCGCAACUACCUUCUAUUAUCGAGUUUGUACACGAGUUUCCAGUGUAUUUGCAGACAGUAGUGCAAUGUGCAAGGAAAACAGAGAUAGCACUAUGGGCGUACCUCUUCUCUGCAGCUGGCAAACCAAAAGAACUCUUCCAAGAAUGCUUGCAACGUAAAAUGCUGGACACAGCUGCUUCAUACCUUAUAAUAUUACAGAACUUGGAAAGUUCAACGGUCAGCAGGCAGCUAGCGACACAACUACUCGACACGGCGUUACAACAAGAGCGGUGGGACCUCGCCAGGGAUUUAGUCCGGUUCCUUCGAGCUAUAGAUCCAAACGACGUCGAUUCACCACGCAACUCGGUAAAUGUUCAAGCGAAGUACGGACAAGUAGUGCAGUCGCAGACCGUUAGUCCUAAUGCUGAGGAUUUGAGUGUUAUACUUGGGAACAUGCAGAUGGCCGGCGGUCGCGGCCGCAGUUUCAGCACCACUGUGUCCCCCCGAGAGCCGUCGCCCUCCGCCCACUCUACAGCGCCCCCGCUACCCGCGCCUGCCCCUCACCCACCCCCCGCAAGGGCCACUGCAACCGUUAAACGAAAAAAGUCUGUACCCGCUAGGGCUGAUAGGGACUCGUACAGCGGCACCGCUGAAGAAUUCUUCAUCGACAUGAUGAUACAGCGCCAUGCUCGUCUUUUACUAUCCACGGCCAGGCUGUACGCGCUAGGCAAAAUGGCCGCCGCCUUAGACGUGCACCUCGUGGCGUGGCUAGCGGGGGAAAGAGAAAGAGCAGCUAGGAUAGAUUGCGCGGUACUCUGUGUGAAGAAACUGCACGAAGACUUCGCGUGGCCGUAUCCUGUUGUUAAUGAUGCCGAACACUAUCUUCAGAGAAAAGGCAGCACUGUAACCAGUUCAUAUACGCCGUCAGCAGAAUCAGAUAGCCUGUGCGGAGAUAGCGGUUAUAUGAGCUUACCGAUAAGAGCAGCUCUACCCUUGAUGACGGGUGCGCCGCCGUCGCCUGGACCUGUCAGUUCUGCGGGCGAGGGCAGCGUGGCGGAGGGCGGCGGCGUGGCGUGGGGCAGCGAGGCGGGCGAGGAGCGGCGCUACGCCGCGCUCAUGGAGCGGCUGCACCACCACCAGGCCGAGCGCGGCUCGCACACCGCGCACGUGCAACUCAGGUACUACUUACAACUAAUGACGGAAGCGAGCUGCGUAGAAUGGGCUGUGGUUAUAGCCGUUGUUCUACGCGACGCGCUCGCGGUGCUACGGACUACGAAUGCGGCGCGAGGUAAUGACGUCAGCCUCGAUGCGGUUCGUCGCUUGAGGCGAACGCUACAAGAUAUAUGUUCGUGGACUGAUGCUGAAUGCCUUGGUUAUAAACCCUUCAUGAUGGCGAUUAGUAAUCAAAUCCCCUUCCUAACAUCUAUUAUCAACUCCCGGGAGCGACGCCUUUCCAUGUCGAAAACUCGGGUGAGAACAUCCAGCACAAGCUCGAUAGGCCAGGAGACGAAGCCAAAACCACAAAAUCAGGAAGCUAAGUUACACCUUCACCCACCACCACAGAAAGCAGAAGUAUCUAAGCAAGGAAGAAAGGAUUCAAGUAGUGUAGCAGAACCUUUAUCUAACAUUGUGAUUCCCCCACCAAGACCGUCGCCCCCACCACGAAAUGACGUUUCAACAGGUUGUGCCAUAAUGUAA
Molecule: messenger RNA, 2214 nt
Organism: Arctia plantaginis
Lineage: Eukaryota; Metazoa; Arthropoda; Insecta; Lepidoptera; Erebidae
Source: the annotation of a GenBank genome assembly